AAAACCAAAGGGAAGAAAAAUGUAUCACAUUUCUUUCUUUUUAAUCUGCUGCUGCUUGUUUUUCCUUGUAAUUCCUCAUUCAAAAUUGUCCACCAUUGCUGCAACAUCUGUUGAUAUAAUCGACCAAACCUGCAAAAAAUGCGCAGAUGAAUUCACCGUCAUUAGCUACAAGGUUUGCGCAACCUCUCUCCAAGCUGUGCCUGUCAGCCAUGUGACUAAUCUUCAAGGACUAGCAUUGAUAGCAAUGGAGCUAGCACUAGAAAAUGCAACCAACACACUGUCCACCAUAGAGAAGUUGUCGAGUAACAAAAGUUUCGAUCCUUUUGCUCUGGUUUGCUUGAAGGACUGCUUGCAGCUGUAUUCGGAUGCGAUCACAACACUGAGAGAUGCUGUUGGAGCAUUUCUGAGGGGGGAUUACGACACGGCGAAUAUCUGGGUGAGUGCAGUUAUGGAAGCACCAACUACAUGUGAAGAAGGGUUUAAGGAGAAGGAAGGUGAAGUGUCUCCAUUGAAAAAUGAGAAUUACAAUCUUUUUCAAUUAUGUGAUAUUGCACUAUGCAUAAGCCACUUGCUUAAGUACUCAGGGUCUACAUUCUUGACAAGAUGCUCUGCAACUUAAUUAGUCUUUGUGUUGAUUAUCAAUGUCCCUUGUUGAAUAAGAGCUGCUGCUCUGCAACUAUUUGAAUUUUCUUUGCAUAUAUGAUUGUUUGCAGCUGAAGAAAAAUAUGAUCCAAUUUCCCUGUCAAUAUAACAGGGACAAGGAGAAUGUGCCAAAAGAACAGAAUUUGUAACUCUGUGAUAUGACCCUAGAGAUCCAAUUAACAGCAACAUUUCUCU
Messenger RNA from Prunus mume (Japanese apricot), 837 nucleotides. Lineage: Eukaryota; Viridiplantae; Streptophyta; Magnoliopsida; Rosales; Rosaceae. The record is from RefSeq and is a predicted model, not a curated record.